GGAGAAACGUGAGAAUCCAUAUGUGAAGAAGAAAACUGGUUGGAUCGCUGCAAGAAAAAGAGAAGAAAGAGAUGGCGACUGCCACAGUUCUCAGCCGCUUGUCACUGACACCGAACCUAUCUUCCAAACCAAAAUCGUUUUCAAACAGAAGAACAACUCCUACGACUGUUUCCGUCAGAGCGCAAGCUUCUUUCUCCGACCCAUUCGUACUUCAGCUAGCAGAAUCUCUCGAAGACUCUCUCUCCCCUUCUCCUUCUCCUUCUUUACCUCUCCAGAGAAUCCGAGACUCUUCCGCGGAGUCCCUCUUAUCAACCCCAUGGCCAUCCCGAAGAGACGAGCCUUUCCGGUUCACCGACACAUCAUUCAUCCGUUACUCCCAAAUCGAACCGGUCUCGACCCAGCAGCAACCCAACUCGGAGAUUCUCGACAACCUGACGGAAACCCACUUUCCAAACGCGGUGAUUAUCGACGGGUUCGUCUCCAAUUUGACGAUCGCCCCAUCGGAUUUGCCCGAUGGUGUUUACUUCGGGAGCUUCUCGGGUCUACCGGACGACCUCGCUAACCGGGUCUCCGAAUUCAUCGGAGAUUUCGACUCCGGUGAUCUGUUCUGGUCGAUUAACGGCAUGGGGGCACCUGAUUUGACUGUGAUUUACGUUCCGGCUGGAUGUAAGGUGGAGAAUUCGAUUCAUCUGAGGUACUUUUCUGGUCAAACCGGUGACCGGGAAUCGAAAAGGUUACCGGUAUCGAAUCCUAGGGUUUUUGUCUUGGUAGAGGAAGGAGGUGAGAUUGGUAUAAUCGAAGAGUUUGUGGGUAAAGACGAACAAGGGUUUUAUUGGACCAAUCCUGUUUUGGAAGUUGUUGUCUUAAAGAAUGCCAAGGUUAAGCAUUCCUACUUGCAGCAAGAGUCUACGGCUGCUGCUCAUAUCAAGUGGACUUUCGUCCGACAGGAGGCAGAGAGCGAGUACGAGCUUGUAGAAGUGAGUACCGGCGGGAGAUUAGGGAGGCACAAUGUUCAUGUGCAGCAACUGGGGCCCGAUACGCUCACGGAGCUAACAACGUUUCAUAUGUGCGUCAACGACCAGACUCUUGAUCUCCAUAGCAGAAUUGUUUUAGACCAUCCCCGAGGCUCUUCCCGUCAGCUCCACAAGUGUAUCGUUGCUCACUCCUCUGGUCAAGCUGUGUUCGAUGGCAAUGUCCGAGUUAACAAGUAUGCUCAACAGACGGACGCGGGACAACUGACGAGAAGCCUUCUUUUGAAACCUCGAGCCACCGUGAACAUAAAACCCAACCUUCAGAUCAUUGCAGAUGAUGUCAAGUGCUCACACGGAGCUGCUAUCAGUGAUCUCGAAGAAGACCAGCUCUUCUAUUUCCAAGCUCGUGGGAUCGACUUGGAGACUGCAAGAAGAGCUCUCAUUUCCUCUUUUGGUUCAGAGGUGAUCGAGAAGUUUCCAAAUCGGGAAAUACGCGACCAAGCUAGGAAUCACGUCAAGUCCUUACUCUGAUCUUUACAAAGACAACAAUCAUCUCAAACCUAUCGCGUGGUAUUCACGCGUCACUCCUGCGAUUCAUCUGUAUGUGUUCAUUACUAUGUGAGGCCCAUCGAUUUUGGUUUAGGCCCAUUUAAAAGAAAACAACAAACAGUUGGCUUCUAUGUGAAUUUUAACAGCGUGCAGUUUUUUU
Molecule: messenger RNA, 1680 nt
Organism: Raphanus sativus (radish)
Lineage: Eukaryota; Viridiplantae; Streptophyta; Magnoliopsida; Brassicales; Brassicaceae
Product: protein ABCI7, chloroplastic
Exons: 2
Coding region: 72-1502 (476 amino acids)
Biological process (GO): iron-sulfur cluster assembly
Source: RefSeq, a predicted model, not a curated record